Molecule: messenger RNA, 1653 nt
Organism: Leguminivora glycinivorella
Lineage: Eukaryota; Metazoa; Arthropoda; Insecta; Lepidoptera; Tortricidae
Exons: 2
Coding region: 291-1289 (332 amino acids)
Source: RefSeq, a predicted model, not a curated record
UCAACUUUAUUCAGGUCUAUGCACCCACUUGUGCUACUAACGACGCUGAUGUCGAAUCGUUUUAUACCGCUUUAGAAAACACUAUACGCACGGUAUCCAAUAGAGAAAUAUUGAUAAUUUCUGGCGACUUUAAUGCUAAGAUUGGCAGUCCGACGAAAGGAGAACUACCUGAUGUUUUGGGUGCCCACGGGAUCGGUGUUAGGAAUACUAGAGGAGAACGGUUGAUACAAUUCGCUGCGGAUAAUGGACUGACGAUCGCCAAUAGCAUUUUUCAACACCAUCCGCGAAGAAUGUACACAUGGACAUCGCCAGAUGGCAAAACCAAAAAUCAAAUAGAUUACUUCUUAGUAAAAUCACGGUGGCGAUCGUCUAUUAGAAAUGUCCAUACAUUACCUGGUGCAGACUGUGGCUCGGACCAUCAGCUGGUUGUAGCUAAAUUUAAAUUAAAGCUUAAAGCUGCUAGAAAGACCAAACCACAAGCUAGAUUAAGCGUGGGGGAUCGACAAUUGUUCAGGAAAGCCCUUGAGAAAGACAAAAGUCAUUGGUUUGGACAUAAUCCUCACAAUAACUCUGUGGAAGAUGACUGGUGUAAAGCGAAGAUGGUACUAUUAGAGGCGAUCAAAACUUCUACACCCUCUAAUUCAACCAAUGUCAAACGGCAGCACUGGAUGACAGAUAAAACUCUCGCAUUGGUGGAGGAGCGUCGCCAACUUAAAGCUUCAGGAGGCAGCCAACAAGCCCAAAACUUACUAACUGCUCAAGUCCAAGCCGCCUGCAGGAAAGACAAGAACAUGUUUCUGCAAAACAUAAUAUGUAAAGAAGUCGAAUCGCAUGCCGAAAAAUACGAAACAAGAGACCUCCAUGCGAAAAUACGGUUAAUUACUAAAAAAGGCGAAUCCAAAGCUUGGGCGGUUGAAGAUCUUGGAGGCAAUGUCGUCACUAACCUGGAAGAUGUUCUAGAAACAUGGAAAGUUUACUGCCAAUCUCUCUUUUUAGAUCCAGACGCGCACAACUCUACGAUUCCAGAUAUUGGAGAACUAAAUAUGGAACCGGAUAUCUUGAAGGAGGAAGUAGAAGCUGCUAUACAACAUCUCAAAUCGGGAAAAGCGAUAGGGAACGAUAAAAUUCCGAUUGAGAUCGUCAAAUGCAGUGGGGAAUAUGGCGUAGAACUUUUCCAUAAAGUUUGCAACAACAUAUGGCAAGCGGGUGUUUGGCCUCAAGAAUGGACACAUUCGAUCUUUGUUCCUCUUCACAAAAAAGGCUCCACAAAAAAGUGCGAAGGCGUUUGAUUCUGUGAAAUGGCCGCAGCUUUGGCAAAUUCUCUUAAGAAUGGGUGUUCCAAGACAUCUCGUUCAUCUAUUAAGAGCCCUCUAUGAAAACAACUCCGCCUCAGUAAAAGUAGACAAUGCUAUGUCGAAGCCACUUUAUCCCUCGGCAGGAGUGCGUCAAGGGUGCAUACUAUCGCCCUUGCUUUUCAACAUUUAUACUGAGCAUAUCAUGAGGAUAGCCCUUGAAGAAUGGACGGAUGGUGUACCAAUAGGUGGGAAAAAUAUAUCUAAUCUGCGAUACGCUGACGACACCACGCUCAUUGCGACCAGUGAACACAGCAUAGAAGCACUACUGCGUCGCGUUGAAACAGUCAGUCUCGAAUUC